Aphanomyces astaci is the source of this 1929-nucleotide messenger RNA. RefSeq lists its product as hypothetical. Gene Ontology annotation, molecular function: protein binding. The coding region runs from base 31 to 1929 and encodes 632 amino acids. The record is from RefSeq and is a predicted model, not a curated record. The transcript has 5 exons. NCBI's taxonomy places the organism in Eukaryota, Oomycota, Saprolegniomycetes, Saprolegniales, Verrucalvaceae.
CACCUGCAUGCACUCGCCGCUUGCUCGAAAAUGACCAGCGGCGGCAAUGGUGGAGAGGAGAAGCUAAUGUACCUCUUUACAAACAACGACGUGUGGGACGUGGACGAUGCAGAUGACACCAUCCUGCGAGAGUUCACUAAGGCCGAGAGUGUCAACAUCAAUGUAACCAAGGUGACCGACGACGUGCUAAACACGUUUGCUCACAUGGCUGCGCUGUGGGACCGGCCUCGGGUGCUGGAGCACUUGAUUCGACUGGGUGCCGACCUCAACGCGACCAACAAAGUGGGCAACACGCCAGCUGAUAUUGCCAUGCACUGGGGCAAUGCCGACUUGGCGCUUCAAAUCAAACACUACGGGGGCAAGCAUUGCUGCGAACAAGAGCGGGAUUUGGCCAUUGCCCAGCGAGACCUCGUGCAAAGCAAGAUCAACGACGCGACGUCCAAAAUGGAAAAGGCGAUGGGCGAUUGGCUCCAGAUUUCCAAAGACAAGGAGGACCUGCGCGUGGAGCGUGACCGCCUCCUCCUUCGCGUGGACGACAUGGAGCGCCAGAUGGCCCAAGUGAAGACGGACUAUGCGACGUACCGUGGGCUGUACGAGCAGAGGCAGGUGCAGCUGGAGGCGAUGCGGUUAGAAGUCGACAAGUUGCGGUUGGCCGUGGCGGACGAGGCCCAAGCCAAGCAGAACGCGCUGCAGGGAUGGCAAAAGGCUGAGAGUUAUGCCAAGGAGAUCCAGCAUAUGCGGGAAAUCGCCAUGGAGUGCGAAGAAGAGGCCGUGCGCAUGCGCGACGACGCCGUGUGUGAACGAGAUGCGGCGAGGGAUUUGAUGAAACGAGCGCAAGCAGACCAUGUUGUGGCUGUGACGUUGCAAAAGCAAGCAGAAGGGGAGCGGGACGUUGCACUAGGCGAAAAAGACGACGCGAUGGCCAACGUUCGAACGCAAAUCGAGCUGUGGGCUGUCAAAGUCAAGGAAGCCGAGCACGAACGCGCGAUGAUCCAAGUGGAAAUCAAUCGACAAAAGGCGAGUUUGGAAGCCAAGUGCAAGUGGCUCGAGAAGGAGCUGGCGCGUGUGAAUUUGCUGAGCACGGUGCUGGAAAGCCAGCUCGGGGAAACCACGCUCAAGCUCACGCAAGCGCAGACGAAUCAAGAGUCGUCGUCGACGCAGCUGGAAAAGUCGCUGCGGAAGACCAAGCGCCUCGAGAACGAGCUCAAGGAGCUUAUCGAGGCGCGCACCGACGAAAAGCACAUGUGGAAGUUGAAGGAACAGCAAGCAUUGCAUGUCGAAUCCCAGCACGCGAUGCAGACCAUCCUCAAAGCCGCCAUGCGACUGUGGACCAAGCUGGCCAACAUCGAGUGGAUCUUUGACUUUGUCGCGCAUCCAGACGUACUCGAGGACGGGAAUGGGGACCCGGUCCGGUCGAUGGUGUCUAGCCCCAUGUGGAAACCCCCGCCAAAGAAGGCCGCGUCGUCAUCCGUGCGGCCCCAAACAACCCACGAGCCCUCGCGCCCCAACCACCGACACUCGACCCCCACACUUCUCACACCCCUCACGACACCAUCGACCGUACUAGUCGACACCGCUGCGUCGACCAAAUUCGCCGACAAGCUCGAGUCCAUCCAAGGCAAAGUCAAGACGUGGAUGCACUGGUGCAGUCAGUCAUUAGAUAGCGACGUCAAGUGGGAUAAGACGCUCCUGGACCAGUCGGCGCAGAAUAUUGACUGCCUGCUCACGGUCGCGGACGGGCUGUUUGACUUUUUGGGCGUGGCCAUGAAGGACAAGGUUACUGCAUUUCGAAAGCAAGUGGACAUGCAGGUCAAGAACGUCGAGCGCAAGGAAAUGUUGCUCAAGCGAUUCACACAACACCGCGAAGAGUCGUUGCGGCGACCGAAGCAACCGGCGCACUUUCGUGAAUGCUCGAUUGGCCCAGGUUGA